Molecule: messenger RNA, 3275 nt
Organism: Aphis gossypii (cotton aphid)
Lineage: Eukaryota; Metazoa; Arthropoda; Insecta; Hemiptera; Aphididae
Gene: Pdk
Product: pyruvate dehydrogenase (acetyl-transferring) kinase, mitochondrial
Exons: 9
Coding region: 516-1730 (404 amino acids)
Biological process (GO): regulation of glucose metabolic process; protein phosphorylation
Cellular component (GO): mitochondrion
Molecular function (GO): pyruvate dehydrogenase (acetyl-transferring) kinase activity
Source: RefSeq, a predicted model, not a curated record
GCGCGGGACAUAUUACAGUGACAGUGUGUCGAGUAAGGAGUAACUUGUACAAAAUAUGAUUAUUAUGUGAUACGAUUACUACGAUUACUGCGCCGUCGAAGCCCGCGAAAUAUAAUAUUAUUAUUGUGUAUUAUGCAUAAUAAUUUACCAAUUACUACAGACGUCUGAUGUGGCUUUGGCCUCCAGAAAUCGUUUGAAAUCGAUCGUAAACCGCAGUAUCAAAAUUUUAUCGAUUCGCGUACCUAUAUCAUAAUUGAUAAUAUUAUGUGUAUUUUUCAUUGUCGUGGACUCGUGGAUGGCAGUAAUAAAUUAUUAUGAAAAUAAUAAUAUAGAUUCGUGAUUAUAUUACCACCACCGAUUCAUAUGUAAGUUAAAUUCUUUUUCGCUUACAACGCCGUCGAUUAACGUACCUACAUCAGCACGUAUAACACACGCCGUUAUCGUCACUGCACUGUUCAGAGGCCAGAGUGUUCAUACAACAGUCACAUUUUGCUGACCAAAAACAUUCAUCCAAAAUGAGGCUGAUUAGCUAUAGACUAGCCAAAAACCUGGAGAAAAUGGUCGAUUUCUACUCGCAAUUCAAUCCAUCAUCAUUAUCCAUUAAACAGUUUAUUGACUUCGGCUUAAAGGCAAAUGAACAAAAAUCAUAUCAAUUUUUAAAGAAAGAACUUCCGGUCCGUUUGGCAAAUAUUAUGAAAGAAAUUCACUUGCUACCAGAUAAUCUGUUGAAAAUGCCAUCUGUAAAUUUAGUGAAUAACUGGUACACACAAUCUUUCAAUGAAAUGAUAGAAUUUGAAGUUGAUGAUGGAUGUACAGAACAAACUUUGGAUAAAUUUUGUAAAAUAUUAGUAAAAAUUCGUAAUCGUCAUUCAGAUGUUGUCCAAACAAUGGCACAAGGGGUCUUAGAGCUGAAAGAUUCACAUGAAAUCGAUUUGCAUACUGAAAACAGUAUUCAGUAUUUUCUUGACCGUUUUUAUAUGUCUCGAAUUGGUAUUCGUAUGCUUAUUAACCAGCAUACAUUGUUAUUUGGUGAUCAUAUAAACAGCAAUAACCAUCAUCAACAUAUUGGAUGUAUUGAUCCAUGUUGCGAUGUGAUAAGUGUUGUGAAAGAUGCAUACGAGAAUGCUAGAUUUUUAUGUGACCAAUAUUAUUUGACCUCACCCGAAUUAGAAAUCUGUAAAAGUAUUGAUGCUGAUGAUGAGCCAAUAAAAAUUGUUUAUGUGCCAUCACAUUUGUAUCAUAUUCUCUUUGAAUUAUUCAAAAAUUCAAUGAGAGCUAUUGUUGAGCAUCAUAAGACUGAUAUUUUGCCACCAUUGCAAGUAACAAUCGUAAAAGGAAAAGAAGAUGUCUGUGUUAAAGUGUCUGACCAAGGUGGUGGUAUUCCUAGGAGUUUGAGUGAACGUAUGUUUCACUACAUGUAUUCAACCGCACCACAACCUUCAAAAUCAGAUGCACAUACAGUGCCAUUAGCAGGGUAUGGUUAUGGACUUCCUAUAUCUAGACUGUAUGCAAGAUAUUUGCACGGAGAUUUAGUUGUAUUAUCUUGUGAUGGAUUUGGAACUGAAGCCAUUAUUUAUUUGAAAGCUUUAUCAAAUGAAGCAAAUGAGUUGUUGCCAAUUUAUAAUAAGAUGUCAACCAGGUUCUAUAAAACAACUGAUCAUACUAUAGACUGGAGAAGUACAUGCAAUCACACACCGAUCAGUCAGCAGCAAUUUACACAAACACAAUAAGUACAAACUGACCAUUUGGAGCUGCUUAGUCGCCAUUUAUAUUACAAAUAAUACAAUAAUGGAAUUUUUUUUUUAAUUUAUUUUAGUUAUUAAUUUUUUAGACAUUAGAAAUUUUUCAUAAUUGGUAAAAAAAGGAAUGUUUUUUGGACAUAAUUCCUUUAUUCUCAUUAUAUUUUUGUAUUAGCUCAUUUAGUAUGUAUAUUAUUGAGAGACUCAAUUUUCAAGGAUAUGGAAAAUUUGAAUUAAUUAUAUAAAUAGAACUUUUUAGUAAUAUUAUUUUUAUUAAUUUUGCAAUUUAUGAAUGCAUUCUGAUUGUCUGUUAAAAAUAUUAAGGUGGCAUACACAAUAAUUUUAUGAUUGUAAUAAAAACAUUGUUAAAAAAUUAAGCUCAUGGUCAUUAGAAAGUAAUAACAAAAACACACUGAGAGUUAUUUGACUUCCAUAGAUAUAAUAUAUUAAAACAUGUGUUCUAGUUUUCUGUUUUAAAUCAUACAUAUUUAUGUAAUUUGUUAUUUACAACAAUCAAAUUAAUCCGUUCUUUUAUACUUUUACACUAACCUUAUUUUAAUUUUUAAAAAGUUUUUUAUUUUUAUCUUUAUCAUAUUAUGUUGGCUAUUUUGAUUUCUAUAAAUGUCAUAGAAUUUUCUCAUUGUAUACCUCAGUUUAUUUCUUUAUAAACAACCUUAACUUUUUUUUGUAAUUUAUUGUAUGAUAUGCAUUCAAUCAAUUUAUAGCUAAAAUUGAAGUAGUUAAAUAAUUUUAAAUUACAGAAAAUAAAAACAGAAAUUUCCACAACAACCUAGUAAUGGUUGGAAUUUUGUAAUUAUCUAUUCUUAUGAUAUCAUGUUCAUGCUGUACAUUAUGUAUGCAAUGAAAAAUUGUUAUUCAAUAAAAUAUACUAGGUAUUUGAUUUUUAUAAAUAAAUACCCUGAUCAUGAAUUUAAUUUUAAUUGUUAUUUUUAUUUUUUUUUUUUUUUUUGUCAAAGUAUACAAUCAAAUUAUUAAUGUUGUUUAAGAAAAUUGCCAAAGUUAUCCUUAUUCUAACUAGUUACUAUGAUUAUCUUCAUUUAUUAUUAAAAUUAGUCUCACUAAAUCAUAUUUACACUUGGUAUUUAUUUGUAUUGUACUUUUCAUGGAUGAGACUAAUAAUGCAAUUAGGUAUGCAGUAUAAUAUGUUAUUAUAAUAAUAAUAUUGAAUUAUGUUAAAAUAUAACUAUUUUAUAACAGUUAUAACUGUUUAGAAAAAUAUUUUAAAUUAUUUUAUUUGACUGCAUUUAGUUGAUCAUAAUUUGGUUUAUAUAUCACAUAUACUUUUAAAUGAUUUGGUUCUAUUUGUGUGAAAAAUAAUAUUUUUAAAUGUAUAAUGAAAUUUAGUGUUUGAUACUGUUUUGUAAGAAAACCAUAAAAGAAAAGAUAAAUGAUAAAAAUAUUGUAUAACGAACCUAAGCAAGUGAUAUGAAUAAAUUAUAGUAAAAAUCCCACCGUUUUAUUGUAAAAAAAACUUGGUGUUUCUAUAUCAUAAUAUAAAAAUAUCAACAAACUUAA